Molecule: messenger RNA, 1621 nt
Organism: Prosopis cineraria
Lineage: Eukaryota; Viridiplantae; Streptophyta; Magnoliopsida; Fabales; Fabaceae
Product: probable protein disulfide-isomerase A6
Exons: 11
Coding region: 182-1258 (358 amino acids)
Biological process (GO): protein folding
Cellular component (GO): endoplasmic reticulum
Molecular function (GO): protein disulfide isomerase activity
Source: RefSeq, a predicted model, not a curated record
GAAGUCUCCAGACUGCUGAAUGAAUCAAAUCCUGCCACUUCACCAAAACUCUAGGCCGAAACCGAUACUCCGUUACACUACUGGAUCGAGGGUUCCUCCCGCACGUGGACCUUGAUAUAAAACUGCAAUUGCGAGAGUUAAUUUCGGGAUAGCAGCUCUGUUACACAAAAACCAGAGGUUGAUGGACAAGUAUCAGAUCUGGCUAAGCCUCGGAGCCUUCGCUUUGCUGGUCCUAACUGCCUCAGCAGAUGAUGUCGUCGUACUAACCGAAGAAAACUUCGAGAAGGAAGUCGGGCAGGACAGAGGAGCUCUUGUUGAGUUCUACGCCCCCUGGUGUGGACAUUGUAAAAAGCUUGCACCAGAUUAUGAAAAGCUGGGUACCAGCUUCAAGAAAGCCAAAUCUGUUUUGAUAGGAAAGGUGGAUUGUGAUGAGCAGAAAAGUUUGUGCAGCAAAUAUGGGGUUUCUGGAUACCCAACUAUUCAGUGGUUCCCAAAAGGAUCUCUGGAACCCAAAAAGUAUGAUGGGCCACGGACUGCAGAAUCCCUUGCUGAGUUUGUUAAUACUGAAGGAGGAACCAAUGUGAAGAUUGCCACGCCUCCAUCCGACGUAGUUGUUCUGACACCUGACAAUUUUGAUGAGGUCGUCCUGGAUGAAACCAAAGAUGUCCUGGUUGAGUUUUAUGCACCAUGGUGUGGACAUUGCAAAAGCCUUGCUCCUACGUAUGAAAAGGUGGCCACAGCAUUUAAACUGGAAGAAGAUGUAGCGAUUGCAAAUCUGGAUGCUGAUAAAUACAGGGAUCUUGCUGAAAAAUAUGGUGUUAGCGGGUUCCCUACGCUAAAAUUCUUCCCUAAGGGCAACAAAGCUGGGCAAGAGUACGAGAGUGGCAGAGACUUGGAUGACUUUGUGUCUUUCAUUAAUGAAAAAAGUGGCACACAUCGAGAUGCAAAAGGACAUCUUACUUCUAAAGCUGGCAUAGUUGAGAGCUUGGAUUCCUUGGUAAAGGAGUUUGUGGCCGCGACUGAUGAAGAGAAGAAAGUUGUAUUUACUCAAAUUCAACAGGAGGUUAACACACUCAAGGGUUCUGCUGCAAGGUAUGGGAAGAUUUACUGGAAAGCUGCUAAAAAUACUUUGGAGAAAGGUUCUGAUUAUGCUAAAAAUGAAGUCCAGCGCUUACAGCGCUUACUUGAAAAGUCUAUCAACCCGGCGAAGGCUGAUGAGUUCACUCUCAAGAAGAACAUCUUGUCAACAUUCGCAUGACGUUGUUGCGCAAUUAUCAAAUAUCAACUUUGUUUUUUGUUGGAGAUUGAGUGCCUCACCUCCCGCAUCCUUUCUGACAACUCAAAAUUUUGCGGGUCACUGAUCUUAGUUAUUUCUCCCCCUAAAAUUUAAGUAGAAUAGUCUCUCGGCCUUUAAUGUAUUAGAAAACCAUUUGCCUUAUUUUUAAAAUUCGGUACUUAUUUUUGCUGCUUAGUUAUUUUCUUUUUUAUAUUUCAUGUUUUGUUAUGAACAUACAGUUUAUUGGCUCGUCUACUGGAUAAAUCUGAUAUAUUUCAGAUUGAAAAGAUGCUGCCCUACUUAGAAAUUGAGGAUGCUAUUGGAAUUGGAUGAAGGUUUGAAUAA